Molecule: messenger RNA, 1449 nt
Organism: Sciurus carolinensis (gray squirrel)
Lineage: Eukaryota; Metazoa; Chordata; Mammalia; Rodentia; Sciuridae
Product: stromelysin-2-like
Exons: 10
Coding region: 1-1449 (482 amino acids)
Biological process (GO): collagen catabolic process; proteolysis; extracellular matrix organization
Cellular component (GO): extracellular matrix
Molecular function (GO): zinc ion binding; metalloendopeptidase activity
Source: RefSeq, a predicted model, not a curated record
AUGAAGCAUCUAUUCAUCCUUGUGCUGUUCUGUCUGCCAGUCUGCUCUGCUCAUCCUCUGAAUGGGGCAAUGAAGGAAGAGGACCCAAACAUGGAUUUUGUCCAGCAAUACUUAGAAAAAUACUACAACCUUGCAAAAGAUGGGAACCGUGUUUUUAGAAGAAAGGACAGUCGUCCUGUUGUUAAAAAAAUCCAAGAAAUGCAAAAGUUCCUUGGACUGGAAAUGACGGGAAAGCUGGACUCUAACACAUUGGAAAUGAUACACAAGCCCAGGUGUGGAGUCCCUGAUGUUGGUCACUUUAGUACCUUUCCUGACACACCAAAGUGGAGGAAAAACCACCUUACUUACAGGAUUGUGAAUUACACACCAGAUUUGCCAAGAGAUGCUGUUGAUUCUGCCAUUGAGAAAGCUCUGAAGGUCUGGGAGGAGGUGACUCCACUUACAUUCUCCAGGUUGCAUGAAGGAGAGGCUGACAUAAUGAUCUCAUUUGCAGUUGGAGCACAUGGAGACGUUUACCCUUUUGAUGGACCAGGAUACAAUUUGGCUCAUGCCUAUUCACCUGGGCCUGGAAUUUAUGGAGAUGUUCACUUUGAUGAUGAUGAGCAAUGGACAGAGGAUGCGUCAGGGAUCAAUUUAUUCCUGGUUGCUGCUCAUGAACUUGGCCACUCCCUGGGUCUCUAUCAUUCGGACAACCCUGAAGCCUUGAUGUAUCCAGUCUACGAUUCCUUUGCGGACCUGACCCGCUUCCACCUUUCUCAAGAUGAUGUGGAUGGCAUUCAGUCCCUCUACGGACCUGCCCCUGUCGCCCCUCAGGAUCCCGUGGUGCCCACGGAGUCUAGCCCACCUGAGCCUAGCCCACCUGAACCUGGGGCACCAGUCGCAUGUGAUCCUGCUCUGUCCUUUGAUGCAGUCAGCACUCUGAGGGGAGAAAUCCUAUUCUUUAAAGACAGAUAUUUAUGGCGCAAAUCCCCCUGGAGCCUCCAACCUGAACUGCAUUUGAUUUCUGUGUUUUGGCCCUCUCUUCCAUCACACUUGGAUGCUGCAUAUGAAGACACUAGCAAGGACGUUGUUUUUAUUUUUAAAGGAAAUAAGUUCUGGGCGGUCAGAGGAAGUGAGGUACAAGCAGGUUAUCCAAAAGACAUCCACAUUCUGGGAUUUCCUCCAACCAUAAGGAAAAUAGAUGCAGCUGUUUCUGAUAAGGAAAAAAAGAAGACAUACUUCUUUGUAGAGGACAAAUACUGGAGAUUUGAUGAAAAUAGUCAAUCCAUGGAGAAAGGCUUCCCUAGACAAAUAGCUGAUUACUUUCCAGGAGUGGAGUUAAAGGUUGAUGCUGUACUACAGGAAUUUGGAUUUUUCUAUUUCUUCAGUGGAUCAUCACAGUUCAAGUUUGACCCUAAUGCCAAGAUGGUGACACAUAUACUGAAGAGUAACAGCUGGCUACUUUGUUAA